AUGGAUACUCUAGACAUCAUGAACAGCCCUGCCCAGGACCUCUCCACCGAACGCCCAACCGAGAAUACCAAUAUCCCCGCGCCUUUUAAGCCUAAGAAGCAUCGUCGCAGCCGCCACGACCCUGAGCCGGACUGGUCGGCGCAGAUGCGCGAGAAAAUCUCCAAGUCCCACCGCCGAAUGGGACAUGCUUGUGAUCGUUGCAAGCUCAAGAAGAUGAAAUGCACACCCGAAAACGAGGGCUGCGCCUGCUGUCGAGCCCUCAAUCUCCCAUGCAAAGUCACAGACCGCGUAACCGGUGAGACCUUUGUACGCGGUGCCGCUGGGAAAAUGCGCCGCAUGAUUGAGGAUCUCAAUAAAGAGAACUAUGACUUGAAGCGGGAGAAUGGACUUCUGAAGCAAGAGAUUGCCCAGAAGGACCUUCGCUAUGAGCAGCUUGAAUUGUCGUGCGAGGAUCUCAAGGUACGGUACUUUCAAAUGAGGGAUGAGCGAGAGCGAAAGCUUUAUAAGACCGAUCCUUUCAGUGACAAUUUUGCCUACGAGGUAUGUUCUCCUUUUCGUUGA
Penicillium soppii is the source of this 561-nucleotide messenger RNA. Its product is annotated as putative C6 finger domain protein. The coding region runs from base 1 to 561 and encodes 186 amino acids. The transcript has 2 exons. The record is from RefSeq and is a predicted model, not a curated record. Gene Ontology annotation, biological process: regulation of DNA-templated transcription. Lineage: Eukaryota; Fungi; Ascomycota; Eurotiomycetes; Eurotiales; Aspergillaceae. Gene Ontology annotation, molecular function: DNA-binding transcription factor activity, RNA polymerase II-specific; zinc ion binding.